GUCAUCUUGUGGUGUGGCAAACCGAAUUCAGUAUAAUUCAUUUGGAUGCUUCUCAGUCCUCUCUCUUCCCCGCUUUAGUAUCAGCGUCUGUAGGUUCAGCUCUGCCUCCUUCCUCCUUCCUCCGUCCUCCGCCCAUUCUGUUGUUCUAGGGUUUUGCUCCAUUUCUCCACUCGCAAAACCCUUCAAUGGGAAUUUCGUAGCGUUGACCCGAAUUUCAGUUUCCAUAUCGCGACUUUAAAUCAUUAACAUUUUCGUUGAUCUCUUCAAUCAUGGUUGGGAAGAUCGAGCCUGUCAAUGGUUCUGUUAAAUCUGGAUCGAAUAAUCCGACCAACUCUGCAACGAUGACUUCCAAUGCCAAAUCCGAUCUGUUGAACAGUUUGUCCUUCAAAUCAUUUAAGCUCAAGACCAAGCAACAGGAGCUUCUGAUCCGCGUCUCAAUCCUUUUCCUCGUCUAUGUUUUGGCCUUCAUUACUAGGCUCUUUAGUAUUCUGCGGUAUGAGUCGAUGAUCCAUGAGUUUGAUCCCUACUUCAAUUACCGAACUACGCUCUUUUUGACGCAGAAGGGCUUUUAUGAAUUCUGGAAUUGGUUUGAUUCUGAGAGUUGGUACCCUCUUGGUCGAAUCAUUGGAGGGACGCUCUAUCCUGGACUUAUGGUCACGGCCGCUAUUAUCUACUGGGGGCUGCGGUUUCUGAAGUUUGCUGUGCAUAUUCGUGAGGUCUGUGUUUUGACGGCUCCAUUUUUCGCAUCAAAUACUACAUUGGUUGCUUACUUUUUCGGGAAAGAAAUCUGGGACUCGGGUGCUGGGCUUGUUGCAGCCGCUUUGAUAGCUAUUUGUCCAGGUUACAUUUCUAGAUCUGUUGCGGGAUCGUAUGAUAAUGAAGGGGUUGCCAUUUUUGCGUUGUUGUUGACAUUCUAUCUAUUCGUGAAGGCGGUGAAUACUGGAUCUCUUGCUUGGGCUCUAGCCUCGGCUUUUGGGUAUUUUUAUAUGGUUUCGGCGUGGGGUGGCUAUGUAUUUAUAAUUAACCUGAUUCCACUUUAUGUGCUGGUUCUUCUGAUUACGGGAAGAUACUCAAUGCGAUUGUACGUGGCGUAUAAUUGUAUGUAUAUCUUGGGAAUGUUGCUCGCCAUGCAAAUUCGUUUUGUUGGUUUUCAGCAUGUUCAGUCUGGGGAGCAUAUGGCUGCGAUGGGCGUCUUCUUCUUGAUUCAGGUAUUUUACUUCUUGGGCUGGGUGAAGUACAUGCUCAGUGAUACCAAACUGUUUCAAGCCUUCUUGAAGAUCACGGUAACUAGUGCAGUUGCUGUGGGUAUUGUUGCUUUGGGAGUUGGCACUGCGUCAGGGUAUAUAUCCCCAUGGACUGGCCGGUUUUAUUCUCUUUUGGAUCCAACAUAUGCAAAAGAUCACAUACCUAUAAUAGCAUCUGUCUCCGAGCAUCAACCAACAGCUUGGUCAUCUUUCAUGUUUGACUUCCACAUUUUGCUUUUCCUUUUCCCAGCUGGUCUCUACUUUUGCUUCAAGCGCUUGUCAGAUGCAACGAUUUUCAUAGUCAUGUAUGGUCUCACUAGCAUGUACUUUGCUGGAGUUAUGGUAAGAUUAAUUCUUGUUGCUACACCUGCAGUAUGUCUUAUCAGUGCUAUAGCUGUCUCUGCUACAAUAAAGAACUUGACCCAAUUAGUGAGGGCUAAACCAAAGGUUUCUCAGAUUAGUUCUAGUAAAGGAGUCAGCAAUGUGAAGAGUUCCUCUAAGGGAUCACUUGAUCAAUCCCAGCCUUUCCAAAAGAAUGGUGCUAUUGCCUUACUCUUUGGUGCUUUUUACUUGCUUUCAAAGUAUGCGACCCACUGUACAUGGGUCACCUCAGAAGCUUAUUCAUCUCCAUCAAUUGUCUUGGCUGCCCGGGGUGCUCAUGGGAACAGGGUUAUCUUUGAUGACUACCGUGAGGCAUACUUUUGGCUCAGACAGAAUACUCCUCAGGAUGCUAAGAUAAUGUCGUGGUGGGAUUAUGGUUACCAGAUCACAGCAAUGGGAAACAGAACUGUCAUUGUUGACAACAAUACCUGGAAUAAUACACACAUUGCUACUGUUGGACGUGCUAUGUCUUCUUACGAAGAUGAGGCAUAUGAAAUAAUGAGAUCACUUGAUGUUGAUUACGUGCUCGUUGUCUUUGGUGGUGUGACUGGCUAUUCAUCGGACGAUAUUAACAAAUUUUUGUGGAUGGUGAGAAUUGGAGGUGGUGUUUUUCCUGUAAUUAAAGAGCCUGAUUAUCUGGUAAAUGGAGAGUAUCGAGUUGACAAAGGGGCAGCUCCAAAGAUGCUGAAUUGUCUAAUGUACAAGCUUUCAUAUUAUCGUUUUGGAGAGUUAGUAACAGAAUAUGGAAAGCCUCCUGGGUAUGAUCGUGCUCGAGGAGUUGAAAUUGGUAACAAGGAUAUCAAACUUGAGCACCUGGAAGAGGCGUUCACCACAUCGAAUUGGAUAGUUCGUAUUUAUAAAGUAAAACCACCCAAUAACAGGUGGUGAUUGCUCUCUCCCCCACCCCCCCAACCACCACCCUCUUUGGAACGGCUACGAGUGAGAUAGAACUCUGAGCGAGAGAGUCUUGACAUAGUGUUAUUUCUAGGGAAAGAAAGUAAACUGGAAUUUUGCUUACAACUUGAGCUGUAGUAUUGAAUGCGUCAAUAUUUUGAAGUCUUUUCUGAGAUUCACAAUGGAUUCCUUUCUUUAUGAUUGAAAAA
Messenger RNA from Benincasa hispida (wax gourd), 2728 nucleotides. It is a transcript of the gene STT3B, whose product is annotated as staurosporin and temperature sensitive 3-like b. Gene Ontology annotation, cellular component: membrane. Lineage: Eukaryota; Viridiplantae; Streptophyta; Magnoliopsida; Cucurbitales; Cucurbitaceae. Gene Ontology annotation, molecular function: oligosaccharyl transferase activity. The record is from RefSeq and is a predicted model, not a curated record.